AUGGGUGACGAAGAAGUUGCCGCGCUUGUGGUGGACAACGGAAGCGGAAUGUGCAAGGCCGGCUUUGCAAGUGAUGUUGCUCCACGAGCAGUUUUCCCAUCCAUUGUUGGCCGGCCAAAGAUGCCUGGAAUCAUGGUUGGCAUGGACGAGAAGGACAGCUAUGUAGGAGACGAGGCGCAGAGCAAGCGAGGUGUGCUGACCUUGAAGUAUCCCGUUGAGCAUGGCAUCGUCACCAAUUGGGAUGACAUGGAGAAGAUUUGGCAUCACACCUUCUACAACGAGCUGCGUGUAGCUCCGGAAGAGCAUCCAGUCUUGCUGACUGAAGCUCCCUUGAACCCAAAGAAGAACCGUGAACUCAUGACUGAGCUCAUGUUCAAGACCUUCAAGGUGCCUGCAUUGUAUGUUGCAAUCCAGGCUGUGCUGUCCUUGUAUGCAUCUGGCCGAACCACUGGAAUGAUGGUGGACAGUGGCGACGGUGUGAGCCACACCGUGCCCAUCUAUGAGGGCUAUGCUUUGCCUGAUGCCAUUCUGCGUUUGGACUUGGCUGGUCGUGACCUUACGGAGUACAUGAUGAAGAUCCUCACUGAGCGCGGCUACUCCUUCACCACCACCGCUGAGCGCGAGAUUAUUCGAGAGGUCAAGGAGAAACUUUGCUACAUCGCCUUGGACUUUGACAGCGAGAUGAAGGCUGCAUCUGAGAGCAGUGACAAGGAGAAGACUUACGAAUUGCCUGAUGGCAACAUCAUCACCGUUGGAUCUGAGCGUUUCCGCUGCCCAGAAGUCCUGUUCCAGCCAAGCUUCGUGGGCAAGGAGGCCAGCGGCAUUCAUGACACCACCUUCCAAUCGAUUAUGAAGUGCGAUGUCGAUAUUCGAAAGGAUCUCUAUGCCAACGUGGUGCUUUCAGGUGGAACCACCAUGUUCCGGGUUGUGAUGCACUACCUCCACGUGGUCAGCCCGGGCUCCUGCGAUGCCAACUUGGGUCAAAAAGGAGUGCAGAGUGUGCAAAGGAUUUCUUUUUUCAACAGCAAGCUUGAUCUUCGAGAUCUUAGAGGAGGGAGUUCUAAGAGAAAGAAGAAAAACAUUGCAAAGAAAUCCAAAGCGCAGAAAUCUAAGAACAUUUGUCAUGCUUGUCUUUCAGAUGAGGAAGACGCCACUUGUUCUGAAGGAUACGUGAGCGAAGAUGCAGAAGCAGUCGAUUCCGAGCGAGAAAGCGAAGUCAAAGUUGCGAAUGAAAGCUGGCUGUCCAAUCAAAUCAGUGAAGAGGAGAUCGACAGCUGGUUGAGCCCCAUUUUGGAGGACGAAAAUGAAUUCAUUUUUUCAAAUGUACAAGAAGCAUGUGAGCAUUCCCUUUUAGAGGAAUGCACCGAUGAAGAUUUGAAGAUCAUUCACGAUCAGGAAAAGGAAGACCGCGGGAACUUUGUGCACCUUUUUGCAACAGAUUUCGCCAAAGCCGAGGACACAAGCACUGAGGCAGACGAAGCUGUUGGAGCAAUUUUGAUCCAGGAGGACUCAGCUAUAGAAGAACUUGCGGAGGCGGACCAGAUCAUCAAAAUGUUCCUUGAAGAGUGUGAUGUUGACUGCGGUGACAUCACCAAUCCCAGUUUUGAGCACACCUUGCAAGACAUGAUCAGCUACUACCAGGGUGCAGACUUAUGGAUGACCCAGGACGAACAGUGUAGCCUUCAGUGGACCUAUCAUGGCCUUCAGCCGCAUCAAGGGGAUGUCAGUGAGGUUGAGAAAGAGUCCAUUUCUUGCCAAGAACGAAGCUCAAUCAAUCUGCGAGGAGGAGCCGAAGAAGAGGAGGAAAAGAUAAGAGGAGGAGCAGGAGGAUCCAAUAGCACUGCAAAGAAGCGAGAGCUCAAGGAGUUGAUUGGAAACUUUCAGCAAUGGCUUGAUGAGGUCAAAGAUGACGACGAGCUAUUUGAAAAUGAUGACUUGACCAAAACCAUGCAGAAGAUGGUCGACGUCCUGAAGGGGAAAGAUAAGAGGACAAUCAAAGAAGCAGAGGCAGCCAAACUUAUCGACAUUGCCAGCGGCAUCUUGGGCAGAGGACAUCAAAGUUUUUAUGAGAAAGACAGAGAAGCGAAGAAAGAGCAUGAAGGAAAAGGAGGGGCAAAAGGAAAAGGCAAGGGGAAAGGCAAAUCAAAGUCAUUCAAAGCAUUGCCACGCUUUGACCUGACGAGAUCUUUCCCGAAAAGAGAGAUCACAACUUGGCAAAGCGUGAUGAGAGCUUUGGAGGGAGGCUUUGAACCUAAAGGAGAAGUAGCCAUUUGCGAGGAUGAGCAACAGAUCAUAGAGCUGCAGAUGAUGCACAAGGCACUCAAUUUGAAGAAGGAAGUUAUUCUGAUUGCCAAAGCAGGAGAUGAGAAAGUUGAAGGCGGAAAGGAGGCGCUUCUUCCCUAUAUCGGGAAUCUGGCUUUGGUCAAAGCCACCAUUGCAGGCAUCACUGGAAAGGAGCCAACAACUUUGAAAGGCGAAAAAGCAGACGAAGUUGACAUGGUUCAGAAGGAGGCCACGCAGACCAUCCGCAUCACUAUCCCUAUGAAGUAUGUCAACAAGCAGCACCAUGAUACUCUCUAUGCGAAGCCUGAAUUUGCUUUGAAGUUGGCAGAUAUCGGAUGUAAAGAAGUGCGGACUUACAAGUGGGAAAGCGUUGGAGGAUGUUUGACAGGAUAUGCAUGUUUGCCUGAAAACCAAGUUGAGGAUUUUUUGAAAAAGAGCGGAACUGCAGGAAUUUUCCUGAGCCGCCUUGCACAAGAUAUCAUACAAAAACCAGCCGUCAGUUGGAUCGAUCCCGACAAAGGUGAGAAAGCAGAAGAUUAUCUUGCGAGAGUUCAAUCAGCCGCAAAGAAGGAAGGUGUACCGAUGUGCACCAGAAGAGGAGGAGGGGCAGAUCUUGGACUUCAGAUGGAAGGAGAAGCAAAGUUCAAAACUUGGGCUCUAUGGGGAUGGCCGGCACAUUUUGGUCCGGAAACUUUGGAAACCACUAUGACCAACCUUGGAUGGAAAUUUGGAGCACGAGCCAGUGAACCAAGGAAUCGUGGACCAUGGAAGAUUUAUGCAACAUGCACCAAAGAUCCAAAGAAAGAAAGCUAUGCGUAUCACUAUGAAUAUGAGGGAAAGGGAAGGCACAUCAGUGUCGUCCCUUGGAAAAGCAUGGGGAAGAAGGAAGAAGAAGUUCCUGAGAAGAUUGCAAGGCAAAGGUGGUAUGAUGAGAAGAAGGACUAUGAUGAUGCGAUGGAAGUGCAAACGAUUGCGCCCACAGUACCGGAUACUCAGACCCAGCCCACUCAAAACGGUGGGAAAAUCAGCGACAAUGGGGAGAAGAGGCAAGGUGCUGCAGGAGUUUCUCCUGUGAAAAAGAAGCACAAGUGGGUCAAAGUUCCUGAAGAAGUUCAGGCCAAAGGAGGCAUCCCAGGGCCCAAUGGUACAACAGUCCUUGAUUGUGGAGGACAAGGUGACUGCGCAUGGAGGGUCUUGGGCAUGAGUAUGGCGUUGCGCAAUGCUGCAAAAGAGAUCACUCUGGAUGAGAUCAGAAGUCGAGUUGAGCAACUUGGAGCGGCUUUGAAAGCACAGGCAAAUCACUAUCUUUUGCACAAGGACACAUCAUGGCAGCAAAGCUGGGUGCAAGAUCCGGCUGCAACAAAGACCACUGAAGGCGGGGAGGUACCUCAAACUUUGGAGGAGCACAUCGCUGCUAUGGAGCGACCUGCGAGGUGGAUCGACCAUUAUGGAUUACAAGCAGUUGCAUGCCUGAAGAAAGUCCACAUUGCGAUCUACAGACUCAGGGUUGAUGGGUGGAUUCAGAUUGCUUUGAUCUCACCACCAACCUUCACUGUCAAAACCCCAGUGAUUCAAGUUGCACUCAGCAAAGGUCAUUAUUUUGCUUUGAGACACGAAAAAGCAGCAAAGCCUUUGGAAAUCAAGAACAUGAACACGAAGACGCUAUGGAUGUCAACUGGUUUGGAGCAAGAAGUCAUUGAGGACAGUCAAGAUUUUGAUAAAAGCAUGUUUAGAGGAGCGGGUGAGAGUUUUUACACGCCUUUGAGAAGAAAAAGCGGGAGCAAUAUUGAGGAUUUGUUGCGCAGCGCCUCAACAUCAAAGUCUGAGGAGAUUCCAAAGCUUCUUCGAAGCGUCUCUUCGAAGAAGGAAGAAGAUCUUGAACGAUUCCUUCGUUCAGCAGAGGAGGAGAAAAGCAUGGAGAAGGGAAAGUUUUGGCGAUGUCCACUUUGUAGCUAUGAACUGGAGAUUCAAAAGGGAGUCAGCUCAAAGAUCACUCAGCACAUUUUUUCUCUUCACCGAAAGGAAAGACAGGAAAAGAUGAAGGAAAACAUUGAGGAGGGCGCAUCUAGCAGUCAUGCUGGCUUGGGUAUCAAGACUCUGUUGAAGCCAGUGCCAUUUGAGAAAAUUUCAGCGAAAGAAGCCACACUUUUUUGCCCAUAUUGCAGAAAAGGGACCAACCUGGAGAUCAAAAGUAAGUAUUUGGCAACAAAGACCAAGCUGCACCACAUCAAAGUUUGUCGCAAAAAGCCUGAAGGAAUCAAGCUGAAGAACUUCAUUCUAGAUGGACGAAGUUGCAAGACUAAGACCAACAUCCAAAAGUCCAAGGCGUACCAGCGAACCAAAGUCAAGCAGACAAUCCAGAAGUAUGAAGCGAAAGGUCACAGCGUUGUCACUUUGAGGUGUUUGAGGAGUAGAAAGAAGCAUGCCUACAUCUGCAAGAAAUGUUUUGCUUGUGAUGAUCAGAAGACUUUGAUAGGAAAAUGCAUAGGGAGCCACCUGAUCACAAAGAAUGGAUGCAUUUCACCGGGUCCUGCGUGGUGGAAGCAAUGCAGAAAAGCCAACGGAAAAGCCAAGAUUGAGGAGACUUGCGAGAUCAACAAAGACACCACCCAAAGGAUCACUGAGGAAAUCAAAAAGCAUGAAAGCAAGGCCAGUAUCAGAGCCACGUAUUGGCGUGCGAACAUCAAGAAAAGGAAGCCAGGCAAGGCCAACACCAUCUUUUUCAAGAAGAUUUGCGAAAAAGCUCAGAAAGAUGCAACUCAGAGAAGGCGAGCAACCUUCAGAACCAAGGUCAUUAAAGCAGCACAGAAAAGAGGACAUGAACCGAUCAUCAUUUACAAGAACAACCUCAAAAAGAACAUCUACGUUUGCAAGAAUUGUUUGGUAGGCAACAAACAAGAGCGAUGGAGCAGGAAAUGUCAGAAAGAGAUCAAGCCUGUCCGUGGUGUCAUUCCCCCUGGAGUCCAGUGGUGGCGAGACCAGCGAAAGACGAUCGGCAAGGAGGAGUUGGACCAACUCUGCGGCAUUGAGGCGCAGGUUUCCAAAAAGAUCACUCAGCAAAUUCGAGACAGCCGUCAAGAAUGA
Cladocopium goreaui is the source of this 5367-nucleotide messenger RNA. The record is from the annotation of a GenBank genome assembly. Lineage: Eukaryota; Dinophyceae; Suessiales; Symbiodiniaceae.